GCAAACGAAAAAGAGAGCGCGACGCGGCGCAUGGUUUUGUUUUGAUUGCCGGUGGUGGAUUUUGUGAGUCGGUGAUUGUCGUGUGAUUGCAUAUUUCGCAAUAUCUGAACGGAAUAUUGACUAAAAUUCCGUAAUUUUGUGCUCCUACUAGUGCUUGGUGAUAGUGCUCCUGUAUUUGAAGAAAAGUCUACGACAUACCAAUAGGAAAACUCACCGAAAGACGAAGGCUUGCGUAGGCGGUGUUGAGUUCAAACUUUCUGCAGGGCAACUGGAACAGAGCGGACGCACGUCCCAUCGGAUGGACCAGAGAUGAUGCACUACAAGAAAGGCAAGAACGUGGAGGAGGAGCUCACCAAGGAGCAGAUUCCGAUCGAGUGCCUGCCGGGUCAGUUUCUGUGGAUGCACGUGAAAGGUGGUUCGGCCAUCUUCAACCUGGUCAACUAUGCCAAGAAGGCACUGGAAGCCGGAGAGCACCGGGCCGUGGUGUGGAGUGGGACCGGCGGUGGAAUCACGAAGACCAUCAGUUGCGCCGAGAUCAUGAAGAAGGACUUUGAACUGCACCAGGUUACGCGGGUGUGCUACAGAAAGGUCGAAGAGUACUGGGACCCCCAGCAGGAAGGCCUGGAGCAAAUAGUGGCCACCAGAAACAUACCCAGCAUCCACAUUCUGAUGUCGUUGGAUGAAUUGGAUCCAAAGACGCCCGGUUAUCAGCACUCCAAAACGCGUACCACUUUUUGGCUGGAAUCGGACCCGACUGGGGCCGCCAAGGGAGGUCCCCGAAAGGGUGGCAACUAUUUCACCGGACCGCAGCUGAAGAAGAAACCGAACAGGAACUACGAGGACGAUAAGAGUGGACCGAAUGCCAACGGGGGUGGGAGGGGUGAUGGCGGUGGGAAGAAAGGUAAAAACAAGAAUAAGGGAGGAAAGGCGCCGGAUGAGAAAGGAGAUAAAGAGCCAAAGAGAAGCGAAGCUUCUGGGAGCGGAGAAAAUAAAUCCAAGAAGACUAAGAAUAAUGAAAACAGACAGAAAGCUAAGGAAGGAGGAGCUGGAUCGAAAUCCGAAAAAGCUUCUCUUGAAAGUCAACCAAUGGAGUUGGGUGAGUAAAAUCGGUUUUUACGUUCAAUAAAUGUUUAGGUUGAUAAA
This is a messenger RNA of Aedes aegypti (yellow fever mosquito), 1143 nucleotides long. RefSeq names its product ribonuclease P protein subunit p25-like protein (gene Rpp25). Gene Ontology annotation, biological process: tRNA 5'-leader removal. Gene Ontology annotation, cellular component: ribonuclease MRP complex. The record is from RefSeq and is a predicted model, not a curated record. Gene Ontology annotation, molecular function: RNA binding. The transcript has 4 exons. The coding region runs from base 310 to 1104 and encodes 264 amino acids. NCBI's taxonomy places the organism in Eukaryota, Metazoa, Arthropoda, Insecta, Diptera, Culicidae.